CUGGUUACUGCCGCCGUGCGUUUAUUAGUCUCCAGAGUCCGAAAAAGCCGGAUGCGACAAAGUCAAACCUGAAGCAGCCAAGUCCCGUUCCGACGACAUUUGCUUGUUAUCUUUCAUUCACAACAGCCUUGCAUACUUCCACCACACCGGACAAACCACUCCGCCGUUAAAUGAUAUUUGGACCAUUUCAUCUCACGUACUGGAACCCCUAUCCCGCGCCGUAUGCGGGCCCCAGGUAAACCAUGUCGAGCAGUAUGGAACCGCCCGAUAUAUCAUCAGGACGACAGACGCUCCGUCUCCUCCGCCCUCAGCUAGGCCUGUUUCUCCAAAAUGGUCAAUCGGGCUUCAAAGAGGAGCUGCGGCGCUUCUACUCGCCUGCAGAGAGCAAUGCGGCCGAAGAGCUCGUCAAACUCAAGGACACGCUCAGAAGAGCCGACAAUGAUUCCUUCUGGCCCAUUCUCGCCGAAGGCCUUGCUACCAUCGCCGCCGCUCAGUAUGCUUUUGUUUCCAAGCGAAUCCUGGUCGACGACGGCAAUGAUCACGUGGAGACGCCGCCUACUGGAGAACUGUCGUGUCAUCUCGUGGGCGCUGCAUUCUGUGUAAACGAUGGUCACGGUACGAAGCAUCAGGUCCAACAUUUCAAAUACCACGCCUAUUCCUGCCCGUGUGCCUACAUGCGCCAUGACAAGAUUUUCAGCAUCCCCGAAAAACUCAACGAUUUCAUCAUGAAUAAUCCGAAUGACAUGGUCGGUCCAGGCGAAUCUUACCUUGGUAUUCCGCUUUUUGCUGAUGGCAAGUGCUUCGCGCAUUUUGGUGUCAUGUGGAGCGCCGACGGAGCCGCCCGAAGAGUCUUGGGAUGGGGGUACCUGGAAUUGCUCAUGCGCGGCCUGGAGGACUUGAUCUUGGAUCGGGUGCUACAAGGGAAGCGGUUCGCUGCGUCAACUGUAUCCGCGGGUGAAGAGAGACCGCGAGUGAUACCGCACGCGGCUAUCCCCAUGUCUCAGUCGUUGAAACCCUACGCUAGAAGUCUUUCCCAUGAGCUCAGAACCCCGAUGCAGGGCGUUGUCGGCAUGCUGGACGUCAUGAUGGCAAAUGUAAAGGAGGCUGCCGAAGGAUUGGAAGAUAUCCGCCUACAAAAUCUGCUAGCAACACUCAAGGACAAUAUUGAAACUGUGCAAGACAGUUCCAGACGGGCAGUUGAGGCAGCCGACAAUAUUGUACACGCAUAUGACAUGAACAUGGGACUACCUGAAGACCCCGAUUCUCUUUUCGAAGAGCUCGCUAGAGACAAUAUCAUUCUGCGCGAUAGGAAACCAGAUAUUGUGGUCACAGGCAACACUAGCCCCAACAACCAUUUCCGGGGAACGAAGCGGAGGCGACAAGAGUUCGCGUGGAGAGCUGAUGAGAUUUCGACCCAUGCUCGUGUCUGCAGAAUGCCCAGGAGGAGAAUUCGACAAUCACUCUCUGAGGAGCCCCAAUCCCGAGCCACCAAGGCGGCCACACUGGCAAAGCAAGACAUGCAAGUGAGCGCUCUACACAAGGCGUGCUCGCACGAAGCCUCCGACGCCAAAUGCGAUAAUGACUCUUCCAGCUCUCCCCUUUUCGCCUCCGAGCACUCGACAGUGCCCGGCCUACGGCACACUGACCUACGAGAGGUCAUCCGUUAUGUCAUCAAUGAUGCCUUGAAAGUUGGGGGACGCCCCGAUUCGGCCAUCGCAGAAGAAACCGAGUAUGGAGAGCGCAUUGAAGUCCGUACCAGGAGAUCUAGCGGACAGGUCAACAUCAAGCAUAUCGAAUGGACGGUUGCGCCAGAUGUACCGCAGACCAUUCUCAUUGACGAAAAAGACCUCGCCAAGACCAUAUCCUGCAUUAUGCUGAAUGCUAUCAAAUUCACUGACAACGGAGAAAUCACUCUUGGCGUUACCCUCGGCGACAACGGCCGGCGGAUUCUCGUCAAUGUCAAGGACACGGGAUCCGGCAUACCUGCAGCUUUCCUACCGAACCUGUUCAAGCCGUUUGCAAGAGAAGACAACUCUACGACGCGAGAGAGUGAGGGUCUUGGGUUGGGGCUUCUAGUGGCUAAAGGUCUGGCACGGAAACUCGGCGGUGAUCUAAGUUGCAUUCACUCGGAUGUUGCUGGACCACGGAAGGGCUCCGAGUUUGAAUUGUGCGUACCCCUUACACCCGGAGACGCUUGCUGUCGUUCAUCAUCGCCAUUCGGGUCGCCCACGCUUUCUGCCAAUUCCAUGGACGCCGAGGUGUUGUUCACUGUCACACAGCAGCCCGGCACACCGCCCCUUUCAUCUGAAAUAUCCAGGAAUGGCCAAAGGCUCUCUCCGCGAAGCUCUCCGGCACUCUCAGCCACCUCGCAAAGGUCACCGUCGUUGGCCCCUCUCGGAAUUCACCUGCCCACACCGCGUUCGGCGUCGCCCGUUCGCCCUCGCGCGACGUCGAAAACCCGUACACUGUCAGAUGACCACUUUGACCGCAGUUUAGCUGCUAGGUAUCCUCUGAACUUCCUUGUCGUCGAAGACAACAAGAUCAACCGUAAGCUGCUCGUUAGCAUGCUGGCCAAGCUCGGAUACAAGAACGUAGCUGAAGCAUACGACGGCAACAACGCCGUUGAGCAGAUGCGCCAAGAGCGCUCGCCCAAGGAGCAGAUCGACGUUGUCUUGAUGGACCUGUGGAUGCCUCUUCUCGACGGGUUCCAAGCUACAGAAACGAUCCUGAAGAUGGAUCUACCGAAGAUCCCUACGAUUUUAGCUGUCAGCGCCGAUGUCACUGGCCCGGCCAUCGACCGGACAGAGAAAGUCGGCAUGAAGGGCUUCCUGGGGAAACCGUUCCGGAUCCAGGAUUUGGAGAAGCUGAUUGUGGAGCACUGCUCCUUCCAGUUGGCGGCAUGAACUUUGCCCACUCUAACCAUUUAUGGUACUUUCUCGAUAUAUCAUUUAAUACGUCUGAUGAUGUUUGGGGAGACGUGGAGUUCGGAGGUGUUAUCCUUGUUUCGGCUUUUUGCAGCAUGAUACCUGUGAUGAUUGCAUUAUUGCAUGGAGU
Messenger RNA from Westerdykella ornata, 3054 nucleotides. Its product is annotated as sensor protein rcsC. NCBI's taxonomy places the organism in Eukaryota, Fungi, Ascomycota, Dothideomycetes, Pleosporales, Sporormiaceae. Gene Ontology annotation, biological process: protein autophosphorylation; phosphorelay signal transduction system. The record is from RefSeq and is a predicted model, not a curated record. The transcript has 2 exons. Bases 243 to 2903 code for a protein of 886 amino acids. Gene Ontology annotation, molecular function: histidine phosphotransfer kinase activity; phosphorelay sensor kinase activity.